Messenger RNA from Parnassius apollo (apollo), 360 nucleotides. The record is from the annotation of a GenBank genome assembly. Lineage: Eukaryota; Metazoa; Arthropoda; Insecta; Lepidoptera; Papilionidae.
AUGCAAUUUUUGGUGGAUGCAUUGAAGUCACGGGGAUUCCUCCAGGAGAAACAAAGCUUAAAUGACAUAACUUCAGACUUUGUUUGUGAUUUCCAGUCUAAAGAAUGCAUGUUGGGAGAAUGCCAUAUUUGCGCAGAAAGAAAACUAUUCGGUUGUGAUGAUCAGGAAGAAAUAGAAGUUACAUGGUUUGAGUGGGCUAUGAAAGAGCAUGCAUAUGGUCAGGAUGAUAAAAUGAAACAAAUAAAAAGAAUGAUGAAAACUACUAAAGAGGGUACACUAAAAGAUUUACUAAACAAAUUUAAUACAGAAAUGACGAAAUUUAAAAAACAAAUGACGUACUUGUACGUCAUUUUUAUUUAG